This is a messenger RNA of Chlamydomonas reinhardtii, 11002 nucleotides long. RefSeq lists its product as uncharacterized. The record is from RefSeq and is a predicted model, not a curated record. Bases 92 to 10567 code for a protein of 3491 amino acids. Gene Ontology annotation, molecular function: nucleic acid binding; ATP binding. NCBI's taxonomy places the organism in Eukaryota, Viridiplantae, Chlorophyta, Chlorophyceae, Chlamydomonadales, Chlamydomonadaceae. The transcript is spliced from 27 exons.
GUAAUAAAUGAUAAAUGCGUCUUUAGCGGCAGGCUAGGCAGGAAGCAGACCACGCUUGGCGCUUGGCUCGGUGCUUGCUGCUGGGCCCUCGAUGAAGCGCGCACCGUGCUGCGAGGCUGAGAACAGCGAGCGCUAUGCGCCUGGUGCCAAGCGGCAAGCGCUGGUGUCGGCGAGCGGCGUGGGGCCUCACCCGCCCGCCGCGGGGCCCUACGGACCAGGCCAACAUGGCGGGCAUCCCGGCGCCGGUGCCAAGCUGGCGUGCGGGCCUGUCGCGCCCGGGCUGCAGCCGGGCCAAGUGGGGGGACCAGGCGCCGUCUGGGGUGGUGGUGUGGGGGUUGGUGGAGCUGCAGCAGCGGCGCAACAGCCGCAGCUCGCCGUGCUGAGGCAGCAGCAGGCGCCGUCGGCGACUGGCGCCGGGCCGCUGGCACCGCCGCUCCACGCGCCGCAUCAUGCCGGCUACCAACAUCAGCAACAGCAGCAGUGGACACAGCAACAGCCGCCGCAACAGCGACAGCCGCUUGCGCACCAGCAGCAGGCACCACCGCACUCGCAGCCGCAGCCCCAGCCGCCUGCACCUCACAGCCAGGGCGCACCGCCCGGAGUGCACUCCUCAUUGCCGGCAUCUGCGACCUCGAGGCCUGCGUCUGCUCCAGCUCAGUCCCAGCAUGGCCAUCACUAUCACCAACAGCCACAGCCACAGCCGCAGCCUCAACAGCAGUAUCCUUACGCUGGGGCCGUCACGGGGCAACCCCGACUGCAGCACCACCACCAACCCCAGACAUACCAGCCACACGGUCAGCACCAAACACAGCCGUGGUCGCACGAGCAACACGCACACCAAGGCCAGCAGCCACCGCUUGUUCAGCAGCCGCAGCAGAUACAGCAACACCCAUACCAGCAACACUCCAUGCCCCACGCCACGUCAAACGGCGCGCCGGCCGGCACUCAUUCCGACUUCCCCACCCGCACAUCCAGCUCGCAGCCAGAACCCCGGGGAGCGCCCGAGCCGUGGCGGUGCGGUGUGGGAGGCGGCGAUGGUGCGGUCGGCGGCAAUCUCGGCGGCGCCGGAGGAGGAAGGCCUGGCAGCACCAGUAGCGCAGGCGCCACGGGCCAGAGCACUAGCUACUCGUGGCAGCAGCCACACCAGGCCCAGCCCCACCUCCAGUACGCACACCAACUCCGCAGGCAGGCGUCUGCAGGCAGCGGCUGGCCCGUGAGGGCCGCGGCGGGCGCAGCGGCAGUAGCGGCAGCAGCGACAGGGGCCUCGGGAGCAGCAGCCUGGGGAGCAGCGGGAGGGGCAGCCUCGGCAUCACAGGGUGACACGGCGCGAGGAACGCGCGCACAACCUCCAGCGCCGCAGCCGCCACAGCCGCAGCAGCAUCCGCCGCCAGUGCCGCAGCCACAGCCGCACACGGUAGCGCCGUCGACGAUGGGCGGGGCCGUGGCUGCCAGGGGCCCUCCACUCGGCGCCAACCCAUAUCAACAAGCACAGCAGCCACAACCGGGCGGAUCUGCGGGCGCCCCCCACCCGCCUUGGCUGCACCAGCCUCACGCACAGCACCCCCAGAACCAACAGCAACAACAGCAGCAGUCACAUCCACGUCCGCAUGCGCGGCAACAAGCACAGCAGCCACAGCAGCAGCAGUCGCACGCGCAGUACCUGCAACAGCAGCAGCAGCAGCAGCAGCAGCACUGGCAGGCAUAUGCCAGCCGUGCACCGGCUGGUGUUGCGUGCCCACAAGUCGCCCUGAAGAGACCCAGGAGCAGCGGCAGCGGCGGAGGUGACAUCAGCAAUAGCUGUGGCGGCAGCGCCUGUGGCAGCACUCUCCUUCCCUUACCUGCACAACGCCCAGUCGCCACCAGCAGUGCGGCUACGGCUGCUGCCACUGCUGUCACUUCUGCUGGCCCAGGCCCAGGCCCGGGCGCGGCCUCUGCUGCUGCUCCGACGGCAGCUGCAGCGGUAGGGACAGCGGCGCUGGCGCCCGGCACUGCUGGCCCUGCAGGGCCGGUUCACCACGUGAGCGCGUGGCCCGGUGCGGCCGCACCUGCAGCUGCGCCUGCAGCUAUCGGCGGGCCUCUCGGCGCCGGGGCAGGGGCAGCGCUCCCCGGCCAAGGACAGUUGCUUGGUCAGGCGGGGCCUAGUCUGCAGCCGGCAACCGGGCAGGCACAGCGCCAGCCGUCGCCGCAGCCGCUGCCGCUGCAGCAGCAGCAGCAGCGGCAGCAGCAGGUGGCCCUGGGGGCGGCUGGGCCCUGCACGGCGCUUGCACCGCCCCACUGUCCGCGGGAGGGGCCGCCACUCUCGGCGGCUGCAGGUGCUGGUGCUGCUACUGCGACUGUGCCUGCUGCAGGUGCCAGUACUGCCGGCAUCGCCCACAGCCCCGCAGCCAUGUUUGCUGAGGCGCUGGCGAUGAGCGCAGCGCUGGCUGGCACACGCACGGACACCCACGCCCAUACCCAUACAGCCGCCGCCCACUCGGCACCGGGUGCGGCUGCGGCUGGGGCUGGGGCUGAGGCUGCGGCCACCAGGAUACCCGGGCCGGCACCCGCCUCGAUGGCGCCGGCGCCGGUGCGGGCGGCUCCCGCUGCAGUCCCGGCGGCGGUGGCUGCAGCGCCGGCUGGUGUGGGCCUGUCUGGCGGCUACCUUGCAGUGGGCGGCGGCGCCCCUGCCGCGCCCGCAGCAGCAGUAUCAGUGGUAGCAGCACCAGUAAUGGCGCCGGCGCGCCCAGGAGGCGCGGCAGUGGCAAGAGCUACAGCGGCAAUGAUGGUUGCAACAGCAGGAGGAGGGGGGCCAAGUGAAGGUGCGGCGGCGGCACCGGCGCCAUCACCGGCACCACCACCAGCGGCGGCCGCUGCUGGCCCCGCCCAUGCCGCCGGCAACGUCAUGCCGCCCCAGGAGAAGCUCAAGAAGCCGCUGCGGCUGGCUCUGCGCGACUGGAUCCCGCACGCCGGCGUGGUGGCGGCGUUCGAGGCCAAGGGCGUCACCAAGCUGUACCCCUGGCAGGCUGCGGCUCUGGAGUGCGGCGAGGACGGCUCCAACCUGGUCUACUGCGCGCCCACCAGCGGUGGCAAGAGCCUGGUGGCCGAGGUGCUGCUCAUCCGCCGCCUGCUGGCCGCGCGCCAGGCCGCGGCGCAGGCGGCCCGGAUGCAGGCGCAGCAGCGGCGGCAGCGCGGAGGGCCCCCACCGCCGCCGCCGCCGCCCCCCGCCCGGGCGCUGCUGGUGCUGCCGUACGUGUCCAUUGUGGCCGAGAAGGCGGAGCACCUGGCGGCGGUGCUGGGGGCGCCGCUGGGGGCGCGGGUGCGGGGCUACGCGGGGGCGGAGGCGGAGGGCGGAGGCGGCGCGCCGCUGUCGGCAUCGGACGAGGUGCUGGCCAUCGUGACCAUGGAGAAGGCCAACAGCUGCGUGAACCGGCUGGUGGCGGAGGGGCGGCUGGGCGAGCUGGCCUGCGUGGUGGUGGACGAGGCACACAUGGUGGCGGACCCAACCAGGGGUAUCUGCCUGGAGCUGUGCCUCACCAAGCUGCGAUUCGCCGCACACGCCGCCGCCGCCGCCAGGGCAGCCGCCGCCGCAGCCACCACAGCCGCCACAGCCGCCAGGGCCGCGCCUGGCCGGACCACCGCCAUCACCGCCACCCCCUCCAAACCCUCUCCCUCCACCUCCCCCUCCACCUCCCCGCCUGCCUCCCUCUCCCCCGCCAGCUCCCUCUCCUUCUCCUCCUCCUUCUCCUGCCAGCUGGUGUGCAUGUCCGCCACCAUGUCGGGCCUGGGCGACAUGUGCGGCUGGCUGGGGGCGCGGCUGUUCAUGACCAACUUCAGGCCUGUGCCGCUGACCGAGUACGCGGUGUUCCGCGGGCGGGUAUUCCGCAAGCUGGGCCGCCAGGAACUGCAGGCGCGGCAGGCGGCGGCACUGGGGGCGGAGAAGGAGGAGGCGGACAAGGAGGAGGCGGACAAGGGGGAGAAGGUGGAGAAGGAGAAGGAGGGGGCGGAGAAGCAGGUGCAGGCCGUGGCGACAAAGCAGACCUUAGAGGCUGCUACAGCCAGCACAGCUACGGCUGCUGCUGCGGCUGCUGCUACUGCCUCCGCCUCCUCCGCCUCCGCCUCCUCCUCCCUGGCUGUGCCCGAGCCGCUUGUGGAGGAGCGGGAGCUGCCCCAGUCGUGCGGCCGGGACCCGGACCGUCUGGCGGUGCUGGUGGCGGAGACGGCGGCGGCGGGGCACUCCUGCCUGGUGUUCUGCGCCAGCAGGUCCGCGUGCCAGGGCGCGGCCUCGUUGUUGGCUGAGCUGCUGCCGCCGCGCCUGCCGCCGCCCACCCCCGAGACGGCGGCGGGGCGGCGGGCGCUGCUGGCGGCGCUGGCGGACGAGUGCGGCGGCUACCUGUGCCCCCAGCUGCAGAGGCUCAUCACCGCGGGCCUGGCCUACCACCACGCCGGCCUCACCAGCCAGGAGCGGGCGGCGGUGGAGCGCGGCUUCCGGCGCGGCCUGCUGCACACCCUCACCGCCACCUCCACACUGGCGGCCGGCAUCAACCUGCCCGCGCGCCGCGUCAUCCUGAGGUCGCUGUGGCAGGGCGUGGGCCCGGUCAGCCGCGCCCAGUACCUGCAGAUGAUCGGCCGCGCGGGCCGAGCAGGCCAGAGCGCCGUGGGCGAGGCCUUCCUGCUGGGCAAGGGCGCCCCGCACGGGCUGGGCGGCGGCGGCGAGUGGCGCGAGGUGUGCCGCCUGAUGACCGCCCCGCUGCCGCCGCUGCGCUGCUGCCUGCUGGACUGCCCCGCGGCGGGGGGAGGAGCGGGCGGCGCAGCGGCGGCGGCGGCGGGCCCGGCAGUGCAGGGGGGAGGGCAAGGAGUAGCAGGAGGGGCAUCAGGAGGAGGAGGCGCGGGAGGAGGAGGCGCGGGUGCAGGCAGCGGUGCCGGCAAGGCUGGCGCGGCUGCUGCUGCGGGAGGUGGGGGCGCUGGCGGCGGUGGGGAGGGCCGGCAGCAGGGCGAGACGCACCUGCAGCGUAUGCUACUGGAGGGCAUUGCCAACGGCUCGGUGUCCUCGGGCGCGUCCGUGGAGGCACUCAUACGGAGCACGCUGCUGUACCAGCAGACCGGCUACGGCCACAUCGCCGCCGCCACCCGCGCCGCGCUGGCGGCACUGAGGCAGCGCAAGCUCGUCACAUUCAGCCCGCCCUCGCCAGCAGCCGCAGCAGCAGCAGGGGCAGGAGCCGCAGCAGCAGCAGGGGCAGCAGGGGCAGGGGCUGCUCAGCUGCAAGGGCAGCCAGGCGGCAAGCGCGGGGUGGCGGCGGCGGCGGCUGUAGCACCUAGCGGUGGCGGCGGCGGCAGUGGCGGCGGCGGCGGGCAGCCGGCAGCAGCUGCCGCUGCGGCGGGCGGCGGCGCGGCGGCUCAGUGGCGGCCCACUCAGAUGGGUCGGGCCAUUUACGAGUCCUGCCUGCCCACGGCGGUGGGGGAGGACCUGUACGCUAGGCUGUCCGCCGCCCGCUCCGGCCUGGCUCUGCAGGGCGGCCUGCACCUGCUGGCGCUGCUGCAGCCGGAGCCGCCCGCCUGCGCGCUGGAGGGCAUCGCGCUGCUGGAGGGGCUGUCGCUGCAGGCCGCUGCCGGCUGCCGGCGCGAGCUGCUGCCGCUGAUGGGCGUGCCGGGCAUGACGGGCGCGAGGGCGCGGGGGCUGUUCGCGGCGGGCAUCACCCAGCCCGCACUGCUGGCGGUGGCGGCGGAGGAGGACGUCAAGAAGGCUCUGGCCUCCUCGCUGCCGCGCGCUCUGCGCCAGGCCGCCCGCCUGCCGCCGCCCGCCGCCGCCGCCGCCGGGGGUGGCAAGGCCGCUAGCAGCAAGGAGGAGGUGGCCGCCGCCGCCGCGGCCGCCGCCAACGGCAACGCGGUGCUGGCGCGCGGCGCGCGGGCGCUGGUGGCGGCGGCGCGGCAGCACCUGGGCGCGCUGGCGGCGGAGCUGGCGGAGCAGGAGGCGGCGGUGGAGGCGGCGGAGGCGGCGGCAGCGGCGGCGGGAGAGGGCGGCGGCGAGGCCCAGCGCGCCGCCGCCACCCGCGCCGCCCUGGAGGCCGCCCAGCGGCUGGAGGCGCAGCUGCGGGCGGCGGGCGGCAGCCGCGAGGCCGCCCUGCAGGAGCUGCAGGCAGCUCCCGCUGCUGCUGCUGCGGCCGCCGACACUACUGCUGCCGCUGCUACUGCUGCUGCCGCUGCUACUGCUGGGGAGGGGGAGGCGGCAGGAGCGGCGGCGGGGACUCGGGGCGGGGUGGCGACGCAGGCUCGGCCUGUGCCCCAGCCGGCCAGCCUGCGCGGCUCGGCUCGUGUGGUGGAGCUGAGUGACGGCAGUCGGCCUGAGGUGGUGGCGGCGUUUAUGGAGGCCUGGCGCGCGCAGCCCAGCUUCGCCCUGGGGGUGGUGUCUAGCCGCCCCCUGCUGCUGCCGCCCGAGCAGCGGGCACAGCAGCUGAGGGCGCAGCAGCAGCAGCAGCAGCCCACACAGCCGCGUGCGGCGGCGGCGGCGGCGGCGGGGGCGCAGCCGCAGCCGUCGCCGCCGCCUGGGCCGCAGGGCGGAGGGGGUGCAGCGCGGAGCGGGGACGAUGGCGGAGGUGGCGGCGGUGAGGCGGCUGCAGCGGCGGCGGUGCAGGCGGCCCCGGCGGCGGUGGUUGAGGGGCUGGUGGUCACGUGGGGCUUCACCGAGGCAGUGCUCCUCAACUUCACCGCCCCGCCGCCGCCGCCGCAGCAGCACCCCCAGCAGCAGCAGCCGCAGCAGCAGCAGCAGCAGCAGCGGCCGAAGGCGGGCGCGCGGCCAGCGGCGGGUGGCGGUGGCGCGGGCGGGUCCGGGUCCGGGGGGGCUGUGGGCACCAAGCGGCGGCGGGCUCCUGAGGGCGUGGUGGAGCUGGAAGAGGAGGAGGUGGUGGUGGCGGGGGACGGGCAUGGCGGUGGCGGCGGCACCAGUCGCGGCGCCAGUGGCGGCGGGGGGCUGCAUAACUCGGCGCUGUGGCGGGCGGCGUGUGAGGUGCUGGCGGCGGCGGGCCGUGGCGGCGGCGGUAGUGGUGGCGGCGGCGGCGGCGGCGUGCGCAUUGUGGCGUGGCAGGCGGAGGCGCAGCUGGCGGCGCUGCUGUCGGCGGGCUGCCCGCUGGCGGCAGCGGGUGGCAGUAGCAGUGGCAGUAGCAGCGGUAGCAGUAGCAGUGGGUGGGACGACCCAGGUGUGAUGGCCUGGCUGGCGUACGGCUCGGCGGGGCCGCAGGAGCUGUCGCUGCCCCAGCUGCAGCGGGCCGUGCUGCCCGCCUACGCGGUGCGGGUGCCGCUGCAGCCGCGCGCCGCCGCCACCGCCGGCCUGAGGGCGGCGCUGAGCGCCUGGGCGCUGGCGGGGCCGCUGCGGGCGCGGCUGGCGGCGGAGGGGCUGGCGGCGCACUACAGGCUGGUGGAGGCGCCGCUGACCGCCGCCCUGGCGCGCACCCGCGUCAACCUGCUGCCCAGCAGCAGCAGCAGUAGCAAUGGAGGGGGGUGUGGCAGUAGCAAUGGAGGGGCCUGUGGCAGUAGCACCGGCACGGCACCGGCUGCGGCGGCGGCAGCUGUUGCGGCGGCGGGCGGCGGCCUGGCCCUGGAUGUGCCCGCCUGCCGCCGCCAGCUGGCCCGCGCCGCCGCCUGCCUGGCCGCCUGCGGCCGCCUGGCGGCCGCCCUCACCCAGCCUCCCAUGCACCCACAACAACACCAGCAGCACCAACACCAACACCAGCACCACCAGCCAUAUCAACACCAGCACCACCAGCCUCCACCGCCAGCGCCCCCCUGCCUGGACCUGCGCCGCCCCGCAGUUGUGGAGGCGCUGUGCCGCCGGGCCUUCCUGGCCCGACUCAGACCCGGCGGCGGCGGCGCACCCGCCACGUUGCCCCUGGACCUGGCACUGCAGGCGCAGCACUGCGGCAGCUGCGACGGAGCCGGCGGUGGUGGUGGUGAGGAGGGGGCGCCGGUGAAGCGGGCGGAUGCGGCGGCGUGGGGCCCGCGCGUGGAGGCGUACGGGCCGCGGCCGGGGCCGCCGCUGCCGCCGCGGGAGCGGGCGGUGGCGGAGGCGGUGGCGGCGCUGCUGGCGCGUGCGGCGGCGGCGCGGGAGGAGGAGGCGGGGCUGAGGGCCUUGCUGUGGGCGGCUGGGGAGGUGGCGGCGGAAGUGGAAGGGGCGGAGGAGCUGUCAACCGCGCCAGCUGGUUCCGGAGCAUCAGCAGCGGCGGCGGCGGCGGCGGCCUCGGGCGGCGCGGCUCGCUUUGCGCUGCAGCGGGCGGGGCUGGAGGGCCGACUGCGGUGCGUGUACCGGGGAGGCGGUGGCGGUGGUGGGGGCGGAGACGGCGCCAGUACGGCCGGUGCCGCUGCUGAUGGUGCUGCCGCCGCCGGCGCGGCUGGCGCUGCUGCUGCGGCUGCCGAGGUGGCGGCGGUGGCGGCCGCGGGCGCUGACGCGGUGGUGGUGGUGUCGGAGCUGACGGCGGCGGGGCUGGCGGCGCAGCCCCCCAGUGCGGGACCGGGCGGCGGUGGCAGUGGUGGCGGUGGUGCCCCUGCAGGCCGCGGCCCGGCCUCGCUGCAGCAGCGCUACUGCUGCACGCCGGCGGGGGAGGCGGCGCUGAGGGCGCUUCUGCCACUGCCCGUGCUAUUCGCCGAGGACCUCCCGGGCCCCAGCCCAGGCACCGGCCCGGGCCCUGCCGCGGCUGCGGGCGGGUGCCCACCAGCACCCCCAGGCCCGCCGCCUCCGCCGCCUCCGCCGCCUCCGGUGUUGCGGUGGGGCCUGCUGCUGGACUUCCAGCCGCCCGGCCCCAGGCAGGCGCUCACCUUCGAGGAGGCGGAGGCGGAGGCAGGCGGAGGCGGCGAGGGAGUGGGGAGAGCCAGCAGCAGGUGCCACGUGGCGCUGGUGGCCGCGGCCGACCCCCUCACCGGCCAGCCUGUCCACACCGUGGCGCCCGCUGCCCGCCUGUGGGCGGCGGACGACUGCGCCCGCUGCCUGCCGGCACUGGCGCAGGCGGCGGAGGCGGCGGCGGCGGGGGCAGCGCCGGGAACAGGGACGGGGGCUAUGGCGGGGAUGGCGGGCGCUGGAGCAGGAGCAGGAGGUGGCUGGGGCGUUGCGGGCCUACCGGCUGGCAUGCCGACCCCAGCCCCAGCCGCCGCGGCCGGCUCGGCGGUGGAGUGGGCGCUGCGGCGGCUGCUGGCCAUGGCCGUGGCCCCGCCGCAGUUUCUGCGCUGCGCCGCGGAGGACCUCCUGCAGCCGCCGCCGCCCACACCCGUGCACACUGCAGCCGCACGGCCAAAAGCACCCUCCUCCUCCUCCUCACUCUCCGCCCCUGCUACUGCCGACCCACAGCGGCAGCUGCUACGGGUCCCCGCUCCCCCGCUCCCUCUCCCUGCCCCUGCCCCUGCCCCUCCCCCUGCCCCGCUCCCCGCCUACCCCUGCCGCUGGGUGUUUGUGUGUGUGGCCUACCCCUACCUGCCGCUGGCGGCGGCGGCGCACCUCAGCGGCGACCCGGGGCUGACCGCGGCGCUGUACGCCCCGCAGCCCUGGGCGGCGGUGGCGGCGGCGUGGGAGGCCAGCCAGGGACAGCAGCUGCGCCGGCUCCUGGGCCUGGUGCGACACCGCAGCGGCAGCAGCGGAAGUGCCGCACAGGCUGCAGCCGCCAGCGGCAGCGGCGCGGCCGCGGCCCCGCCGCCGCCGCCUGCUGCUGCUGCGGUGGUGGAGCUGGCGGCUCGUCAGGUGCUGGUGGCGGCGCUGGCGGGCGGCUGCAGCCACAAGCAGCUGGCCACCGCACUGGGGCUGGCAGGAGGAGGCGGGGGAGCAGGAGGCGGCGGCAAGGCGGCGGCGGCGGCGCUGCUGGCGGGCUUCCUGGCCGCUUUCCCCGGGCUGGCCAAACACAGGGAGGAGCUGCCGUCCCGGGUGCGCAGGGACGGCCACCUGUCCACCCCCGCCGGCCAGCGCCUGCGCCCGCCGCUGCGACACCUGGCGGCGGCGGCGGCAGCAGCAGGCGGCGGCGGCGGCGGCGGCGGUGUGGGCGCCCUUGCCAAGCUGCAGCGGCUGCUGCUGCGGCUGCAGCUGGGCGCGGCGGCGGGCGAGGUGGUGCGCACGGCGGCGGCGCUGUCGCUGGCGGCGGUGGACGACGUGCUGGCGCAGCACCACCACCACCGACUGCUACAGCCGCCACAGCCGCCACCAGUGGCAGUAGCAGCGGCGCCGGCGGCGGCUGGAGGCGCACUACAACAGCAGCAACAGCAGCAGCAGGUGGCGGGAGUGCUGGGGCCAGGGGCGGCGCCUGCGGGGCCCGUGCCGGACCCGCCGCGUGCGGGGCUGGUGUGGUGCGGCGACGCGCGCAUAACGCUGUGUGUGCCCGUGCCCGUGCGGCGGCGCGGCAGCAGCAGCAGCAGCGGCCGGGAUCCGGAUCUGGAUCCGGCUGUGGAUCCAGAUCUGGAUCUGGAGCCGCUGCUGGCGGCAGUGAACGGCGCGGCUGGCGGCGGCGUGAUGGCGCACCUGCGGCUGCGUGUGCCGCUGCACGUGAGCGUGUACAGCGGGCGGCGGUUGGCGCUGACAGGCUGCGAGCAGUACGUGCCGGGGGGCGGCGGCGGCGGCAAGUGAGCGGGUGAGCGAAGGGGGGGCGCGGAGUCAACGGGAAGAACAAGCAGGGGGCAGUCGUGGGGAGGAACGGAGCGAGUGAUGGGGUUUUGCAGGUGGAGCUGAGAGGGUUGAGGCAGGCGUUGUAGCAGUCAUUGCCGGUAAAAGUCUAACUUGCUCGCCAAGGGACCUCCGUGGGUAGGUAGGAGCCUUGUGGGAGGUGUACCGCCCACAGGCGUGGGGUCGAGGGGCGGGGGCCCAGCUGUGUGAGCGGCAUGCAGGAGCACAGCACUGUAUAUCUGUGAUUGAGAGUGACGGUGAGUGGCACUAGCAGUAACAGGUGGCAGCGGCAGGAUGUGGACGCAGUGUGUCAUGCAUGUCAGUGCAAGCUGUGUCGGGGGAGCAUUCAUGUGUGGUGACGAACCUGCGAACAGUACCGGUAUGUAAGAACGGAAUGUU